This is a messenger RNA of Microplitis demolitor, 1138 nucleotides long. RefSeq lists its product as uncharacterized. Bases 80 to 1060 code for a protein of 326 amino acids. The record is from RefSeq and is a predicted model, not a curated record. NCBI's taxonomy places the organism in Eukaryota, Metazoa, Arthropoda, Insecta, Hymenoptera, Braconidae. The transcript has 4 exons.
CUCAGAUUAUAGUUAAUUAAGGUCUUGUCUGAACUACAUAAAAUAAUACUUGAAUUGUUUUUUUACAAACAACAAAAAAAUGUAUAUUCAAGUUUUUAUAAUAACUCUUUCUGCAUGUGUAUUUGCUGAGCCUCAUUCCGUAGCACCAAAUGCACCUCACAGUCUUACUGGAGAUUUCCUACGAAAAAUCGGUGAUUUCAAACAUCAAGAAGCUGAAGUUGCUGACAGUAUAUUUAAUUCAUUGAAAUUUCACGGUAAUCGGAAAGCUCAUACGGCUCCUGGUGAUUUAUUACGAGGUGUUGGUGAUUUUAAGUAUCGGGCGGCAGAUGCUGCUGAUGAUGUAGUAGGAUCAAUCAAAGAUAAGGUAGGACAAGGAACAUCGGUUAUUUCCGGGAUGUUUCAAGGACUUUUGAAUAAGAAACAUUCAGGAAGUGAACAUCCUUCGACCCCAACGACACCACCUGCUCCAACGCCACCUGCAGUAUCUACAGACUUUUCUGCGUCAUUUACUCCGACUUUCCCAUCACAAACAGGGUCAGAGCCAGGUCCUUCAAAUCCAUCAAUACCACCUGCAGGAUCUAUAGACUUAUCUGGAUCAUAUAAUCCAUCUUUCCCACCACAAACAGGGUCACAGCCAGGUCUUUCAUAUCCAUCAAGACCACCGGCAGGAUCUAUAGACGUCUCUGGAUCAUAUAAUCCAUCUUUCCCACCACAAACAGGAUCACAGCCAGGUCCUUCAUAUCCAUCAAGACCACCGGCAGGAUCUAUAGACAUCUCUGGAUCAUAUAAUCCAUCUUUCCCACCACAAAAAGGAUCACAGCCAGGUCUUGGAUAUCCAUCGAGACCACCUGCAGGAUCUAUAGACUUUUCUGGAUCAGCAGGAUACUACCCCGAUUACGAUGUGUAUCCAUAUCCAGACGUGAAAAAAGCAGAAGGCCGUUUCGUAUUCAUAUAUGAUGGAGGACAAAGAGAUCUAACGAUCGAUGACAUUAUUGAAGCUGGAAAAUAUCUGGCAGAAGCAAAAAAAGCAGCUCUCAAAGAUAAAAAAAACACAUCAUAGACUUAAACAAAAAUUUUAUAUGAAUGAUAUUAGUUAUUACUCUUAUGUAUAAAGAUCGCAAUAUAAAUUUAAGAAUAA